Messenger RNA from Trichomonas vaginalis G3, 1998 nucleotides. RefSeq names its product protein ubiquitination. Lineage: Eukaryota; Parabasalia; Trichomonadida; Trichomonadidae. The record is from RefSeq and is a predicted model, not a curated record. Gene Ontology annotation, molecular function: protein binding. The transcript has a single exon. Bases 1 to 1998 code for a protein of 665 amino acids.
AUGAUUGUUGCUUUAAUUCUUCAAAGGACGAUUCGCAUUAAAGAAUAUUCAUUUCAUAAAAAACUUGAGAAUGAUUAUCAGGAUUACAUUCAUACAUGGGAUGAAAUAUACCAAAUUAAUUCAGAUAGCAACAUAUCAAUAGCAAAAUUAUUCAAAGAAAUCAAGACUAACUUGAUUGACACUGGAUAUUUUACACCACAAGAGAUGAUUAAAAAGAUAAACAAAGCGAGUGAAUCUCGUUUACGUUAUCGCCAUGCAUACAUAAAGAUAAUGAAUAAAUUAGCAAAAGAAUAUCAUUGCGAAAACAUGUUAAAAAUAUCAUCACUUUCAGAGUAUGAUAAUCUCAUUAAAAAUACAUAUCAAGAAGCAAUAUUAAAUGAUGACGAAAAAUCAUUAUUGGAAUUCAUGAAACGUGAACGACUUGAUCCCAGUGAAUUACUUGCAAAUUGUAGUUUAAAUGGAGCAGAAAAUUGUUUCAAGUUAUUAAGAACAAAAUUUAAUGCGAGAGUCACUAAAAAUUGUGUUGCCAAUGCAUUUAGAGGAAACAAUAAAUAUAUAAUAAAAGAAUGUUUGAAAAAACAGCAGCCUGAUUCAUCUUCAAUGGAAGCUGCAAUAGCAUCUCAUGAUAUCAGUAAUCUUUAUCAAUUGAUUGAUGAAUAUCACUUCCAAAUUUCAAGUUUCAACUUUCCAAUACUUUCCAUAUGUUAUGAAUACCAAAAUCUUCAUGUAUUUAUUGUUUAUUUAAUUCGAUCUAAUGAUUUAGACAGAUGUUUAGAAUUUUCUCCUGUUUUUCAUAUUCGAUCUCUUUGUAGAUGUCUGUAUAAUAAUGGUGGAGACGUUAGAGAAUCAGGUCCCGAUGAUGCCACAGCUCUUCAAAUUGCAAUUUAUGAAAAUCAAACUGAUAUUGCAAAAGAUUUAAUUUCAUUUGGAAGUGAUAUCAAAGCAAUGGCUCCAAGAAAUGGAAAUCCAAUUAUUUUUGCUGUAUCUUCAAACAAUUCUGAAUUGGUGGAGUUACUUAUUUCACGUGGAGCUUAUGUCAACAUUCAUGAUCCAAGAACUGAAUUUUCACUGCUUCAUAUUGCAACUAUCUUCAGAAAUAAAAAAAUUAUUGAAAUCCUAAUCAAACAUGGUGCAUUUGUAAAUGAAAAUUCGAACAAAUUUGGAGUUACACCUCUUAUGUUGGCAUCACUUUUGAAUUAUAAAGAUAUUGUAAAAUUACUUAUUUCACGUGGUGAAAGAAUAAGCAGAACAGAUAAUUAUGGAAAUAAUGCUCUUGCUUAUGCUUUAUUGUAUAACAAUAAAGAAUUCAUGGAACAAAUUCUUAAACGUUUUAACUCAAUGUUCCAACAUUUUGAUUAUCAAUUAUUUGAUUUGGAAAGCAACAACAAAGAUAUGAUCAAUCUUCUAAUUUCAUAUGGUGCAAAUAUCCAAAAACAAAAUAAAUUUGGAAAUUCACCUCUACAUAUAGCGGCAUUAAUGUCUAAUGGCGAAAACACAAAACUUUUAAUUUCUCAAGGUGUAGAUAUAAAUUCUGUAAAUAAUAACGAAGAAACUCCCCUUGAUAUCGCUAUAAUGCGUGGUAAGAGAGAGUUUAACAAAGAGUUUCAUGAUUUUGAGGAAGAAGACUACCAGAAUUUUAUUGAUUUUUUGGAGAAGAAAAGUGAUAUUGUAUCUAUCUUAUUAUCGAAUGAUGGUGUAAUAUAUUCUAACAAGGAGUUCAAAAGCAAUGAUAUCAUACAUAUAAUGUUUGACUAUUUCUGGGAAAGAUACAAAAUCAUCUAUCCAGGAAUAAUAACGCUAGUAAUCAUAUUAGGAAUUAUCUAUGGAUUGAUAAAAUUAAAUCAAUGUUUAACUAAUCGCUUUAUUAAGUUGAUAAUAAGAUCUUUACAAUGGAUAAUUAUUGGAAUUAAUUUUGUUUUACCAAUGUUUUACCUCCCACUUUCGAUUUAUGCGCAUUAUUAUAGGUUAGAUAUUUUUUUGGGAUUAAAAAUAUUAUAA